GGGGGGGGCUCUGUUUGCGUUUGCCACGUACUCAUGUUGCAUAGUUACGCAAGGGCAUACACAGUACAACAUGGGGGGAUUGCGUCGGUAGACAAAUGGGGUAUAUACGAGGAGAUAGAAGAGGGAAAGGGCAACAAUUUCCCGUCCGCGACAGGAUAGAAUCUUCUCAGCCCGGGGAGCAAACAAACGCAAACGCAUUGUUGUCGGACGGAUUAGAUAUCGACGAGCGGAUCGAUCGACGUUCCCUCGAAUUUGGAGUUGGAGUCAGAGACAGAGACAUAGUCCUGUGACGAAAAUAUCACCGGAUCAUGAGCCACCAGCUCUCCAUCGAAGUAUUCGGGACCGGCGAAGACCCGAACCAUCGAUCACACUGGGGAUUCAUGAUUCACCGACCACCCAACCGUACGGGCGACCUGCUGCAUGUGCGACUGCUCGAUCUGGACAGGCUUUGGUAUCAGUUCGAGGCGCGGCUGGGGACGGACUUGCUCACGAUGCAGGCCGUCGGGAUAUGCAAGAUCGCGGAGCUGAGUGCCCAGCAGCGACACCAGGCUAUCGAGGUCAUUAAGAAUGAGCCCGCUCCUAGAGACGGCCGCCGCAAAUGCCAGGACUGGGUGUUCAGUACCUUGAUUGCGCUGGAGGUGGAGGAGCUUGUUCCUCCUGGGACUUCGGAGUUCUGGAAGAGCAUGGUUGGGAGGCCGGCGCGGGGAGUUGCCCGAGCUGUUGGGACGAAUUGGACGUCGUUUGGGCGUCUGUGAUCGGUCGAUCGAUCCGUCAAUCAAU
Messenger RNA from Aspergillus heteromorphus CBS 117.55, 780 nucleotides. RefSeq lists its product as uncharacterized. NCBI's taxonomy places the organism in Eukaryota, Fungi, Ascomycota, Eurotiomycetes, Eurotiales, Aspergillaceae. Bases 309 to 755 code for a protein of 148 amino acids. The transcript has a single exon. The record is from RefSeq and is a predicted model, not a curated record.